CACCCUCUCCCGCCUCCGGAGGAGGAGAAGGAGGAGGAGGAAGACGGAGAAGGAGACGGAGAGGCGCCUCCGGGGAUCCCGGGGAUCCCAGCAGGUAGGGGGAUCCCCCUCCCGGAGUGGGGGGGCAGAGGGAGCCCCGGAGCCCCUCCCUGGGGCCGGGGGCGGAGGGGUCUUGGGGGCGCCCCCGUCCUGCCCCCAAAGGAGAGCCAAGCGCGCCCUCCUCCAGCCCCGCAGCCCCUGGGCUGCAACGCUGCUCCGAUUCGGGGCUGGUUUGUGUGUCCCCCCCCCCUUUGGCAAAGGACUGGGGGGUGUCUCUGAGCACGUGCAGAGUGCAGCUCCGAAUCUUCCCGCGGAACCCCGCCCCCAGUCCCGUUCCUCCGCUUCGUGAAGUUUGACGGAAGAGGGAGGCGGGUGGGGUUACCCCUGAGCACGUGCAGAGUCCGAGGGCGCGCGCUUAUCUUUUAUAUCCAGACGUAUCAUAAGAGUUCGUUGCCGCUUGAUCUGUAGACAGAACGGCGGCGGCAGCAACCUCAGAAUGGUUUGCGCAGAAAUUAAUAACAACAUCCCAGAAUCAUGGAACGGUAUAGCUGGAAGGGAUCCUGAGGGUCAUCUAGUCCAACCCCCUGUAACGCAGGGGGGGGUUAUUGUCCGACGUGGGACUCGAACCCACAGCUCUGAGAUCUGUCAAACAGAAGAAUGAGCAGCGCUAAUCUGAGACUUUCAAAAAGUGGGAGUAGCAAGAGAUUAAAACUCCUUUAUAAACGAGGAGGAACAGUGCCUCUGAGCAUGUACAGAGCACCAAGGGGUUAGGGGUAAGCCCCUUUGUGGUCUGCGACUGGAGAAUGCUGCUUUGCACACAAAAAAAACCCCGCUUGCAUCGCCAGUUUAAAAAAUAUCAAUAUUGUGGGAGCAACCCCCCUCCCCGUGUUUGGACGAGUCCAAAGAAACCCAGAGGGGCUGCCAGACUGGCAGUCCCCCCCUGUGCCUGGCUUGGUACAUUCCUAGCCCUGUGCCCUGGUGCUCCCUUCAACUUCUUCCUGUUUGGGGCACCCGGUUGGCCCCUGGAAGAACGGACGGGGCUGGGCACUCGCGGUGCCGGGGUUGGAUUGGAUGACCCUCGGGGCCCCUUCCGACCCGAGAAGUCACUGAGAAUUUAAACUGCGCUUCUCUUUCCUGCCUCGAACCCGCAGCCCGCCAUGGCGACGCCGGCCAACGUGCAGAGUGCCAGCAAGACCUGGGAGCUCAGCCUGUACGAACUUCACCGGACGCCGCAGGUGAGGAGGAGGAAGAGGAGAAGGCCUGAUGCCGGGGGGGGGGGCUGGGUUUGGGGCAGGGGCCACGAGGGACCUUGAAAGAGCCCCCUUUCUCUUGACCUUCCCCACCCCUCAAAUAUCCGGGUCUAGUGGGAAGAUCUUCUAAGUCCCUCUCCAGGUUCCAGAUUUAGGGGGAUCACAAAUUAGGUAGCUGUGGCGGUAGGAGGUUUUGUAAAAAAAUUUAAACAUUGCCUUCCGUUUGUUUUCUUCUAGGUAUUUAUUUGUACUUUGCUAGAGGAAUAAACACAAUUCACAGGGCACCUUGCACUAAUGUGCUUCCUGCUAAGAAGUUUUAUUCUUUCUUACCUUUAAGAGUUUCUGCACUAUUUAAUAAGUUGUACGCUGUCCUGGGCGUUUGUGUGUAGGAAACCGAUAAGUCUCUCUGACUUGUCCAAAUCCUUUGUUUAUAUUUAUUUCUCUCCGCACUGCCGCUUUGGUUUUUUUACUCAUUCUCUGUUGCAUUUUUGGGCUCGUGCUGAUCGUUUCUAUGCUGUCUGCUGCCUGGAGAUUUUGGAAGCAUUAAAUCAAGCAGUUCAUAAAUGCUUUGGCAUGAAUAGAUUCAUAAUAAUAGAUUCGCAAGCUUUUCCAGCAAAAAAACUGGGGUGGUUGCCGGUGGGCUUCUGGAAUCACAGAAUCGUAGAUUUGGAAUCUCAGCUGAAGCGUCGCUGACAGGCGGCCAAAGAAUUGUAGCUGGGAGGGGGACCCCAGCGGUCAUCUAGCUCAACCCGCUGCAAGGCCGGCCACGCUCCCAUUUAGCUCCCUGGAAGCUCAGCAAGGAAGCUCUCUCUUUUUCAGGAGGCCGUAAUGGAUGGGACGGAGAUUGCCGUCUCCCCUCGAAGCCUCCACAGCGAGCUGAUGUGCCCCAUCUGCCUGGACAUGCUCAAGCACACCAUGACCACCAAGGAGUGCCUGCACCGAUUCUGCUCCGACUGCAUCGUGACGGCCCUGCGGAGCGGGUGCGUGGGGCCCGGGGGGUGGCAUUCAGGGGGGCGGCAGAGAGGCAGGUCCCAGAAAGGCCCAUCCGGAGUUCCCGCAAGUGAGCUGGUCCCAAGCUGUCCGGGGCUAGUGGCGAAUUUGGCCCGACUACAAAUGGAUACCUGGUCCGAAAUCCAUGAUCCCUAUACAGUGGUGCCCCGCAAGACGAAUGCCUCGCAAGACGGAAAACCCGCUAGACGAAAGGGUUUUCCGUUUUUGAGUUGCUUCGCAGGACGAAUUUCCCUAUGGGCUUGCUUCGCAAGACAAAAAUGUCUUGCGAGUCUUGAGAUUUUUUUUCGCUCCCCCCCCCUUUUUCUAAGCCGCUAAUAGCCUUUUAGCAGCUAAUCCGCUAAGCCGAUAAGCCUUUAAUAGCCGCUAAACCGCUAAUAGCGCUAAUCCGCUAAGCCGCUAAUAGGGAUGCUUCGCAAGACGAAAAAACCACUAGAUGAAGACACUCGCGGAACGGAUUAAUUUCGUCUUGCGAGGCACCACUGUACAGCCUAGGACCCACAUACCUACGGGACCGCCUCUCCUGGUAUGCCCUGCGGAGGACGUUAAGGUCCACAAAUGACAACAUUUUGGAGGUCCCAAUCUGUAAGGUGGUUAGCUUGGUCUCAACUAAGGCCAGGGCCUAUUCAUCACUGGCCCCGACUUGGUGGAACGCUCUGUCCCAAGAGACUAGGGUCCUGCGGGACUUGACAUCUUUCCGCAGGGCCUGCAAGACAGAGCUGUUCCGCCUGGCCUUUGGUUUGGACUCAGUCUGACCCUUAUGUUUCCCUCCCCUUAUGGUCUUGAUUUAUCAGCUACUUUAAAAGGAGGCUGCAUUUUAAAUUGCCUUUUAACCUGUAUUUUAAAUUGGGGUUUUCCCCCCUUUUCCUCCCCUCCCCUCUUUUCACCCUAUUAUGUUUUUACUGUGAUUUUAUUGGUGUUAGCCACCCUGAGCCCGGCUCUCGCCAGGGAGGGCGGGGUAUAAAUAAAAUUUAUCAUUAUUAUUAUGACUGACCAUUGCAUUUCUCUUGAAGCAACAGUUAAAAAAUAUAUACAGUCAUACCUCGGGUUACAGACACUUCAGGUUGUGUUUUCUCUGGUUGCAGACUGCCAAAACCCGGAAGUACCGGAACAGGUUACUUCCAGGUUUCGGUGGUCGCGCACAAAUCGCAACCCGAGUGUCCACUGUAAAUUAAAACUUAAUCACUUAAUAUAACUGAAAAUUACUAUUUAAGGCCUUAAUUAUUAUGAUAGCACAGCUUGUUCCCCAAGUUUUAUGGCAAUCGCUCAGAAUUUGGCCACCCUUAACUUGAUCUCAGGAUCCUUGUCCCCUACCAGGUAUUUUAGACGUUGAAGUUUGGAUUCAUUUGGAGAUUUUUGCAUAAAUACUGAGCGUAUAUCCCUGUAGAAAUGGCAGCGAAACAAGGCAUGAGGGUUUCUACCUCCAUCAAGCCGCAGGGGCAGACUCGUUCCGCGUAUUAUGGUUUACCCUUGAAUCUGCCCUGCAAUAAGGCAGAUGGCAGCACGUUGAAUCUAGCAAGGGUAAAUGACCGUCUAAAUUUGGGUAUUUGUAAUUUUGACAAAUAAUUUGCUGGGGUAAAUCCUCUCCCAUUAUCUUUUAUUGCUGGGUGUUUAUUCAUCUCACUCAUGCGGCAUGAAGCAAUGGGAAGCAGCAGCUCUUACCACCAGAAAGUUUUUUCCUGAUGUUGCGUAAUAAUAAUAAUAAUAAUAAUAAUAUAUUUAUACCCCACCCUCCCCAGCCAAGACCGGGCUCAAGGUGGCUAACACCAAAUAUAAAAACGAUUGAUUAGAAUACAGCUUAAAAAACAAAAUUAAAAUACAACAUUAAAACAUUAAAAUGCAGCCUCAUUUCGGUAGAACUCAAUCAAAAACUUUUUUGGGGGUAAAAACCAAACUGGUCCUACAUGGGCCAGAAAAAAGCCAGGGAAGUCCCCGAAUAGGAGUUCCAACACAGAAGGAGAAAGGAAAAAAAGAAAAGAAAAGAAAUUCCCUUUCUUGUAACUCGAAGCCACGGGUUCGAGUCCUGCCCUCUCUAAAGCAAGGAGUUCCAAGCGCUGCAGCCCCGCGACCCUUUCCUGCUGCUUCCUCACGCUCCGCCCGCACCUUGAUUUUGGUUUCCCGGUUUCCUCCGCCGCAGGAACAAGGAGUGCCCCACCUGCCGCAAGAAGCUGGUCUCCAAGCGCUCCCUGCGCCCCGACCCGAACUUUGACGCCCUCAUCUCCAAGAUCUACCCCAGCCGGGACGAGUAUGAGGCCCACCAAGACCGCGUCCUGGCCAAGCUCAACCGCUUGCACAACCAGCAGGCCCUGCGCAGCAGCAUGGAGGAGGGGCUCAAGAUGCAGGCCAUGAACAGGUAUGGGGGCUCAGGCUGGGGGGGGGUCUCCGGCCCUGACCCCGAGAGCCGCCCUGAGCCCGGCUUCAGCUGGGGAGGGCGGGAUAUAAAUAAAAUCUAUUAUUAUUAUUAUACACCUCCUCUCGAGAUUCGCAGCCAGAUCCCUUUCGGAUCUCCUCUGGGUCUUCCCAGCGCAACCUUGCUAUUUGGGACCACAUGUCUGGAGGCGGUUGGAGGAUGGAUGGCGGCUAACAGAUUGAGAUUGAAUCCUGACAAGACAGAAGGACUGUUUUUGGGGGGACAGGGAGCAGGCAGGUGUGGGGGCCUCCCUGGUCCUAAAUGGGGUAACUGUGCCCCUGAAGGACCAGGUGCGCAGCCUGGGAGUCAUUUUGGACUCACAGCUGUCCAUGGAGGCACAGGUCAAAUCUGUGUCCAGGGCAGCUGUUUACCAGCUCCAUCUGGUAUGCAGGAUGAGACCCUAUCUGCCCACAGACUGUCUCACCAGAGUGGUGCAUGCUCUAGUUAUCUCCCGCUUGGACUACUGCAAUGUGCUCUACGUGGGGCUACCUUUGAAGGUGACCCGGAAACUGCAAUUAAUCCAGAAUGCGGCAGCUAGACUGGUGACUGGGAGAGGCCGCCGGGACCAUAUAACACCGGUCUUGAAAGACUUACAUUGGCUCCCAGUACGUUUCCGAGCACAAUUCAAAGUGUUGGUGUUGACCUUUAAAGCCCUAAACGGCCUUGGUCCUGUAUACCUGAAGGAGCGUCUCCACCCCCAUCGUUCUGCCCAGACACUGAGGUCCAGCGCUGAGGACCUUCUGGCGGUUCCCUCAUUGAGAGAAGCCAAGUUACAGGGAACCAGGCAGAAGGCCUUCUCGGUGGUGGCGCCCACCCUGUGGAACGCCUCCCACCAGAUGUCAAAGAGAACAACAACUACCAGACUUUUAGAAGACAUCUGAAGGCAGCCCUGUUUAGGGAAGCUUUUAAUGUUUAAUAGCUUAUUGUAUUUUAGUGUUUUCUUGAAAGCCACCCAGAGUGGCUGGGGAAACCCAGCCAGAUGCGCAGGUUAUUAUUAUUAUUAUUAUUAUUCAGUCUGCUUUUACAAAAUCUACUGGCACAUUUGGAAAGCUAAACAGGGUCCAGUUUGGUUUCUAAUUGGAUUGGGGUGGGCUGUGUGUUGAGAUCCCUACUUUAUAGGGGGUUGGAGUAGAUUUAUUCAUUCAUUCAUUCACUCUGGGCGGCUUCCAACAAAAUAUUAAAAUACCGUAAUGCAUGAAACAUUAAAAGCUUUCCUAAACAGGGCUGCCUUCAGAUGUCUUCUAAAAGUCUGGUAGUUGUUCUCUUUGACAUGUGGUGAUAUUAUUAAUAUAAUUAACAAUAAUGCAAGAUUAAUAACAUGCAAGAGAAAUCAGACCGGCUUUCCUUACUGUCCUUUUGCCACACUUUCUUCUUCCAACCGGCUUUGGGGAAUUCUAUAAACCUGUGUCCUGUAAUAGACCAUAUAUUUAUCCUUUUAAUGCUUAAUUGUUUUUUAACGGCUGCUCUCCCACCCCAAUGGUUUUUUAGCUCUUUCUGCUUCAGGUUUGAGCUGCCCUGAGUCCCUGCCAGAGAAAGAGGCAGGAUAGAAACGAACAUAACCAUAACUGUACAAUGGAAUCAUGAGGCAGGAAGUUCCGCCGGAGCUUUUGCUAGUUUUAUUUGGUUGGUGUGUGACGCUCCCGCCUCUUUCCUCCCGCCUCCAGGGGGCAGCGCGCCCGGAAGCACCCCCAAGAGUCAGACAACACCACCUUCAGCGGGGCGGAGGACAACUGCGACAGCCGCUCCCACCUCAGCAACGCCUCGGCCCCCAGCCAGAUCGAGGCCGGGCCGAGCUGCAAGCGCUCCCGGGCCUCGGACGAGUCGUGCGCCGAGCCGGAGACCUCGCACGAGGGGGGCCGCCGGAGCCCCGAGCCAGGGGCCGAGUCCGGCAGCAGCGAGAUCGAGCUGGUCUUCCGGCCCCACCCCGUCCUGAUGGAGAAGGGAGCCUACGCCCAGACCAGGUGAGCAGCGGGCAGCGGGAAGCCUCCCGACCCGUCCAGGGGGGCUCGCAAGCACACCCACCCCAGUGGGAAGCCACCUCAGGCGCUGGGGAAGGUUGCCGGGGGGUCGUUGGGCUGGAAGGGUCCCCCGGCGGUUAUCCCGGUGGCUGGGGAAGCCCAGCCAGAUGAGUGGGGUAUGUUAACAGAGAAAUAAAACAAGGACACCAGCCAGGAAGACCAGAGCAAAACAGCAGCCAGUCGGCUUGGUCUUUACGGAAGACUGUUGCGACAGGACUCCCACCUGCCACCAGGUGGAACAAGAUGGAAGCCCCGAACAAAAGAGCACCCAAACUUUUAUUAGCUGUUAACCCCCAUGUUUAGGGGGAUGCGGGUGGUGCAGUGGGUUAAACCAGACAGCCUAGGACUUGCCGAUCAGAAGGUCGGCGGUUCGAAUCCCCACGAUGGGGUGAGCUCCCAUUGCUCGGUCCCUGCUCCUGCCAACCUAGCAGUUUGAAAGCACGUCAAAGUGCAAGCACUCCGGCGGGAAGGUAAGCGGCGUUUCCGUGCGCUGCUCUGGUUCGCCAGAAGCGGCUUAGUCAUGCUGGCCACAUGACCUGGAAGCUGUACACCGGCUCCCUCGGCCAAUAAAGCGAGAUGAGCUCCGCAACCCCAGAGUCGGUCACAACUGGACCUAAUGGUCAGGGGUCCCUUUACGUUAAUCCCUAUGUUACACCUCCCCAAACUACAUCACGGUUACAUCAUGAAAGGGGAGGUCUGGUGGCAGUAAUCUGAGCAUCCUGGACCCUGCCCCUUGCCCUCCACCAAACACCCAUCAAGUGAAACAAAAGAGAUAUUUACAUUUCUCUGUUUCCCAGCCAAGUUAAUAAUUAUUUGUCUUCAUCUGGGUUUGUUAUUUCUGGAAUGGCUACCUCUCUGGCACUCAGGUAUCAGGAUGCCAGGAAUUAUCCCUCAGGCAGAGGGGCUGCUGAGCAGCUGAUCUCACAUGUCUAUAUGGAUUUCUGAAGUUUUCCCAGUGAGCCAGUACAUAAAUGCAUUGAUCAGCGAAUUCUUACAUUUGGUACAUUCUUACAUUUGUGCAGCAAAGUCCCUUUGAAUAGAUAGGAAGAAACUGUGAUGAAGUGUUUUGUGGGGACAAAUCACAAAAGUCACAAAAGUGAUUGUGCUGAUUUUGGUAGUGGGCUGCAUGUGCAGGAUAUCUGCUGGAGGGGAAACCCCCCCAACUUAUACAUAAAUUCCUGCAACAGGUAUAAAUAAUAUAUUAUUAUUAUUAUUAUUAUUAUUAUUAUUAUUAUUAUUACUAUUAUUACAGGCAGCCCUGUUUAGGGAAGCUUUUAAUGUUUGAUGUAUUUUAAUAUUUUGUUGGAAGCCGCCCAGAGUGGCUGGGGAAGCCCAGCCAGAUGGGCAGGGUAUAAAUAAUAUAUUAUUAUCAUUAUCAUUAUCAUUAUUGUCAUCAUCAUCAUCAUCAUCAUCCAAUCCAACCCUCAGCCCAGCCUCUCGUUCCAGCAUCUCCAAGGAAGGGGAUCCCACCGCCGAGUCCUAAGACCCCCCCUCGACCCCACAACUUCCUCCCCGCACCCCUAACUCUGCCUCCCCCUCCCCGCCAGGUACGUCAAGACCACGGCCAACGCCACGGUGGACCACCUCUCCAAAUACCUGGCCCUGCGCAUCGCCCUGGAAGAGGCACCGGGGGCCGGGUCCGAAGCCCCCGCCCUGGAGGACGUCAGCGAGAAGCAGUACACCAUCUACAUCACCACAGCCGGGGGGGCCUUCACGGUAACAGGCAGGGGGGUGCAGGACAUUGAGGAGGAGGGUCUCCCCACCCCCCACCCCCAAGGGAUGAAGGGUGUCGCACCCCGCAAGCCGAGAGGAGGUAGAGGGGUUCUGGGUUUGAGACCCUGAGAUGGAACUGGUUGCUGCCUGGCUGGGCUGGUUGAGCUUCCCUGGGGGAGGAGCUUUUUGGGGGGGGCGGUCCCAGGACCAGGGUUUUCCUUCUCCUAGACAGGCUACUUUAUUUGAUACGAUGCAAUAAGAGCAUAGAAAUAUAUUUAAGGGUUAAUCCGUAUACCGUUUGCUUGCUGAAAGGGCUUCUAAGCUGUUUGCAGGGGUAAAGAUAAAAUGGCACGUUGUUCAAACCCACGACAGGAGGACGGCUCCGUCUGAGCCUUAAAAUAAACGGGGGCUGCAAGGAUUGUUUGCACCGUCACGGGUCAGCUGGUCCAACCUGCUGCCAUUUGCCCAACCCGGCACUCGAACCCAGAACCCUGAGAUUGGGAGUCUCUUGCUCUACCCACCGAGUUGUCCCUGGCCCACAAAAAGUGUAAAAAGUAAUGGGGUUAAAAGACAAAAAUGAAAAGGAAGCUGUAGGCUUCCUUAAUUUUAUUUUAUUUUAUUUUAUUUCUAUCUUUUUCCUUUUUAUUCUUUUUGUCUUUCUCUCCUCUUUCACUCCAUUUAUUAUUUUUAUUUUUAUUAUUUAUUAUUUAUUAGUAGUUCGGUUUUCAUUUGUUUCAUAUGAGAUAUAUAUACGAGAAGCUCCAGGUUUCUGUUCCGCUGCCGGCAGGUUGCCAGUGCAGAUGGGGGAAUCUCAUAUUUUGCCAAUCUAUUUUUUUGGUGGUGGUGGGGAAAUAAUUUUUAUUUGCAGAAUUAUAACGUUACAAAACGCAUAUCCAUAUUUAGAGAUUUCUCUGAACUCCCUGGGUCCUUUUCUCAACCUUUCCAACUGCAUAUUAUCCCAUAAUCCAUGUUUUACAUCUCUCCGUCUUGCCCAUGAUAAUUACAUUUCGCCAAUCUCAUUAUGCUGCGAAACCCCCUCUCCCCCGAUAUCUGCAUGCACAGGGCGGCAUGCAGAUUUAAUAAACAAAAUAAAAAUGAACGUUUCUGCGGGGAAAUGGUCUGCCUCACUGCAAGCUGAUAGCCACAGCAGUCCGCUUUUCCCUUUCCUUGCGAGGAAUCCUAUUGGGAAUAAGGGAAUUUCCCUUAAAAAAAGGGAAACGUUGACAGCUGUGCUGAUAGCCCCCCUGCCCGUCUGUGGUGAAAGGGGGCAGAAGGGGGGGGCUUCUCUUACUUCUGCACUCCCAACGCCGCCGCCUCUCCUUUUUCCCGCAGACCCUGAACGGAUCCGUCACGCUGGAGCUGGUGAACGAGAAGUACUGGAAACUGAGCAAGCCCCUGGAGUUGUACUAUGCCCCAACCAAGGAGCAGAAAUGAGGGCCGAGGACCCCCCCCCCAAGACUGUUGGGCUAACAGGAAGAGAGGGGGGCACCGGCAUGCCCCCCCCCCACCGCCACGGGGACUCAGACGAGGAGGAGGAGGAAGACGAAAGCGCUUUGCAAGGGGUGGGGGGUGCCCAACUGGCUGAAACUGCCCCCCACUCCACCGCUUCCGGCACACUUAGCCCCCCCACCCAGAAAGGACUGAUGCCCCCCCCCAAAGAAGGCUGGGGGGUGGGCGAACGCGAUGGCACCUCUCAAAGGAUGGGUGCCCCCUCCCUGUGCAGGGAUGAUGGGGGGGCGCCUUGCAAUGGUGGGGGGCAAAGGGGGGGGUGCUGCUGCUGCUGCUGCUGCUUGGACCAGAUGUUUCUCUCUGGCCUUUUUACAGCUGUUUUCUCUCCCCCCCCCUUUUGUGGAAUUUAAUUCAUCAAGGAGUUUUUUUGCCUCUUUGAAAGACUGGAGCCUCUCUCUCUCUCUCUCUCUCUCUCUCACACACACACACACACACACACACACACACACACUAGGAGAUGGGGCCGGGCCGGGUGGGCAUGCAGACCCCACAGUCACAAAAUUGUAGGGCUGGAAUGGAACCCCAGAGGUCCUCUAGUCCAACCCCGUGCAAUGCAGGAGUAUCAGCUAAAGCAUCCAUGCCAGCUGGCACUAAUAAUACAUGAAAUGUAAUUUAUUUAACCCGUUAGAGAGGAGCCUGGCAUUACUUCCGACCUCAGUCAUAGAAUCGUGGACCCAGAAGGGAACCGCAGAGGUCAUCUAGCCCAACCCCGCGUAACGCAGGAAUAUGCAGCUGUUCCUUAAGGGGCUGGAACCUUGAAAGCCCUUGCCUUAACUGGGCAGUUGGAGCCCCUGGCCCUGCCUCGUAAUCCGGCAGGUACCUGCCGUGUGAGGUUUUAAGCAAACGGCCCUCCUCACCCCUUCUCUCUCUCGGGCCUCUGGCAAACUCUGGGAAAUCUCAAGUUGCUAGAUCUCAAGGAACUGGAUAUUUCCCCCCCCCCCCGUGCUCACUACUCCAAAAACACCGGGGUGUUUUGCUGCCACAAACUGAGAGGUAUAGCCAGAUCAAUGACAACACAACACAGGAGACGGGUCCCCUUUUUUCAUGUGUGUCCCCACCCCAAAUGCUGCGUUAAGGUGUGGAAAAUUGCAGUUUAACUCUGCAAAGGCAGCCGUGUUGGACACUUGCUUGGAAGGGCGAAGGGUCCGGCAGGGACGCAGCCCUGUGGCUCAGGGGCAGGACACCUGCUUGCACUGCAGAAUGGGGGCCUUGGUUCAAACUCUAUCACAGACCUCAACACACACUCAGUGCUUGUGAGCUUAGCAGCCGCAAAGGAACAUUUCUCCCCCCUAAAAAAUAAUAUUUUAAAAGCUGAGCUGCCCGUUUGGUUCUGGAAACGGCUCUGGGACUCCUGUUAAAAAACCCCUUCUGCUUAGGAAAGGCAGCAAGAUGCAGUUGGUUGAGGGUGGGGGAGAGGCCUCCACAGCUGAGUGGUUAGAGCACCGGGAGGUUCUGGGUUCAAAUCCUGACGGUGGCAUCUCCAAGCUGGGCUGCCGAAAGCACAAAACCUGCCUGAAAUUUUGGAGUCAGAAUCGGCUGGCAGAGUGGGCAGCUCUGGGCGGCAAGGACCCCAAAGCCAAAGAAAGAAACCGCAAAGCGCGUCCGAAGGCAUUUUGCCCUUUAUUUUUGUGUCAACAAAUCUCCUUUAAAAAAUGAAGCCUGCAGGCACGACGGCAGGCAGGUUAGGAAGAGGAAGGCGGAAAAAGGGGCUUGGAGAAAGGGGCUUGCUUUGCGAGGGCAGAGUUGGAAGGGACCCCCAGGGGCCAUCUAGACGAACCCUCUGCAAUGCAGGAAGCGCAGCUUUAGCAAAAGCAAAUAAGAAAUGGUUUGAAUGCAGACUCCUCUUUUGCAGGAAAAUCUUGUCCCCCACACAGGAAGGUGAACCCGCACCCAGGACCUUAGCAUUCUCCUUAGUUUUUAUUUUAAAGAAAAGUCUUAAUAAAAGCAUAUAUACAAAUGUGUAUACCUCUCUUUAAAAACCUGGAGAAAAGGAGCCCCACGGGUAGGUUAAAAAGAGUUCCUCUCCCACAGAAUCAAAGAAUUGUACAGCUGGGACCCCCAGCAGUCAUCUAGCCCAACCCCCUGUCUCAGCUUGAUUGUAACCAAUGACAGCCAGGGGGAAUAGAGGAGGGGCAUCUUUGCACAAUGCACUACAGCGGGUUGGUCUAGAGAACCUCCUGGGGUCCCAUCUCACAGUUCUGUGGUUCCAAUCAGCUGCUGCAAAGGAGGAGGCAGCGACUUAGACGGGUGAGAGAAAUUAGCAGAGGAGGAGGCAGGGUGUGGGGAGGGUGCUGGGCUCAACAGGCCCCCUUGGGGCUUCGGGGGGGGGCAUUCCUGGAGGGUCUUUGAAGCAGCAGCAAGUCCAGGGUUGGUGACUUCGCUUUUGAUAGUUUGCGGUCUCCCCAACGGAUCCAGGAUGAAAUCGCCGCCAAAGGAGUUUGGGGAGAAAGGCGUCUUCAGAGUCAGGCUAGCGACC
This is a messenger RNA of Podarcis lilfordi (Lilford's wall lizard), 12423 nucleotides long. NCBI's taxonomy places the organism in Eukaryota, Metazoa, Chordata, Lepidosauria, Squamata, Lacertidae. The record is from the annotation of a GenBank genome assembly.